AUGUCUCCACUGACACCUACUCCGCUGACAUCCCUUCGGGUGUCUAAAUAUCACAUUCCAGCAUUUCACAAUUUCCCUAACACAUCUCUCCGACCUUAUCCAUUCAUGAUCUACCAUUCUGCGUAUCCAUCAUCACUCUCCGCCAGCUCAGUAGAGAAACAUCUGUCUUCAGUGGGUAUAGUGGAUCCAGCUUGGCGAUUCCCAAUGUAUCGUCAACAUCACUAUCAUUCCACAGUGGAUGAGGUUUUGGUCGUCGUAUCCGGAUCUGGUACUCUAUGCUUUGGUGGAUCCACUUCAAAUCCCAACAAAGUUCAAAUUGAUGUGGGAAAAGGAGACGUUAUGAUCGUACCUGCUGGAGUGGGUCACGCAAUGGUAGAAGAUAAAGGAUCUUUUCAGAUGGUGGGAAGUUAUCCCAAAGGAAGUGAGAACUGGGAUAUGUGCACUGGUCAAGAUCAUGAAAAGGAUACAACGUGGGAAACGAUCAGGAUGCUGGGAUGGUUCAAAGGAGAUCCAGUAUAUGGAGAUGAAGGCCCUUCAGUGGAUGCUGGGAAAGAUACAUAG
Messenger RNA from Kwoniella shivajii, 561 nucleotides. RefSeq lists its product as uncharacterized. The coding region runs from base 1 to 561 and encodes 186 amino acids. The record is from RefSeq and is a predicted model, not a curated record. Lineage: Eukaryota; Fungi; Basidiomycota; Tremellomycetes; Tremellales; Cryptococcaceae. The transcript has a single exon.